Megalopta genalis is the source of this 404-nucleotide messenger RNA. The record is from RefSeq and is a predicted model, not a curated record. Lineage: Eukaryota; Metazoa; Arthropoda; Insecta; Hymenoptera; Halictidae.
AGUAUCAAUGAAAAACUAAGUCAAAGAUUCGUCGAGCUCGAGGAUAAGUUGUUCAAAACAAUGAAAGCUGAGGGUAUCGUGGAUCGAGAAAAAUUGAAUGCUGUUGUGAAAUUUGCUGGCAACAUCGAGCACAAACUUGCAAGUGUGGAACACAAAGUUAACAGCAACUGGCCGAAAAAGAUUGAUAACCUUGAAAAUCGCAUAUUUAAUAAAAUCCACAACUGGGAGGAAAUUACGAGCACUGACAAAGCGAAUCAGGGAAAGUUGGCGCAAUUUGAAUUACUCGUAGACGAACUGCAAAAUAAAUUUACAGUAGGCGGUUUUGAAACUGGCAAGGAAUUGGAUGAGAGGUUCGAAAGGCUUAAUACUGCUAUGCACGAGAGAUUACUCGAGCUGACUGGAGA